GGCAAAGGAGAUACUGACUGAUACACAGAUUAGGGAUUUUGUCUGAAAGAAUUGGGGGAAAAUGGAGAAGGGAACCCAAGGGACCAUAGUUCUGAGAAGAAACGCAAAUGGAGAGUCAGAAGAAGAAGAAGAACAAGUGGCGGACCUGAGUGGUCGGGUGCACCUGCUCCCUUGCUCCAUCAAAUACUCUGGCCCGUCCUCUGUUUCCCAUUACUUCAAACCCAAACCCACCGGAAUUGAGUCUGAGGGUUUAAAGACGCAGGAAGCUAAUUUCAGAGGAAGGAAGUUGCAAGGAGCCUCCAUUCCCAUCCCAAAUGGUUAUUCUGGAUUUGUUCUAGGGAAGAAGAGUCUUGGCAAGAGAAAAGCCAAUACUUCUGAAGAGAACUCAAACUGUUGGGAGAUGAAUGCUAAAUAUAAAAGCAUCACAUAUUGGAAUCAUGACAACCUCACUUCACAGGAUGAUGCAUUCUUACGUUGUUUUCACUGGCUUGCUGUAGCAAAAUCUAUGCACGAACCAGCAACAGCGGAAGAUUUGGUUUCUGCAUCAGCUGCUUUGGAAAAGAUGAAGUGAUUAAGAAAUGUAGGAAGCAUUGUAUCCCUUCCUCCACCUCUUCAUUGUGCUGGGUCGAAUCAGCAUUUCUGUAUUAUGAACUCUUGUAACAUUGAUAUUUGAUAUAUUGUAUUGGCAGUAGAAUUUAAUUUAA
Messenger RNA from Prunus dulcis (almond), 704 nucleotides. RefSeq lists its product as uncharacterized. Gene Ontology annotation, cellular component: ribonuclease H2 complex. The record is from RefSeq and is a predicted model, not a curated record. The transcript has 4 exons. Lineage: Eukaryota; Viridiplantae; Streptophyta; Magnoliopsida; Rosales; Rosaceae. Gene Ontology annotation, biological process: RNA catabolic process. The coding region runs from base 62 to 571 and encodes 169 amino acids.